Messenger RNA from Sparassis crispa, 2367 nucleotides. Its product is annotated as Bifunctional purine biosynthetic protein. Bases 1 to 2367 code for a protein of 788 amino acids. Lineage: Eukaryota; Fungi; Basidiomycota; Agaricomycetes; Polyporales; Sparassidaceae. Gene Ontology annotation, biological process: 'de novo' IMP biosynthetic process; adenine biosynthetic process. The record is from RefSeq and is a predicted model, not a curated record. Gene Ontology annotation, molecular function: phosphoribosylamine-glycine ligase activity; ATP binding; phosphoribosylformylglycinamidine cyclo-ligase activity. Gene Ontology annotation, cellular component: cytosol. The transcript has 10 exons.
AUGUCUCUCCGCGUCCUCAUCGUCGGCAGCGGCGGGCGAGAACAUGCUUUGGCCUGGAAACUGUCCCAGUCUCACCUUGUUGACCACAUCUACGUCUGUCCCGGAAAUGGUGGUACUUCUCAAGUACCCAAGACCACGAACCUCGAUGCUUCACCGUCCAACUUCUCAUCGCUAGUAGAACGCGCCGUUCUACUUGAUAUUUCUUUGGUGGUUCCUGGGCCGGAGCAACCGUUGGUCGAUGGCAUAGAGGCACAUUUCCGCAAAGUGGGCAUUCCUGUCUUUGGUCCUACUGCACUUGCUGCACGCAUGGAAGGGUCGAAGACCUUUUCGAAGACAUUCAUGGACAGGCACUCCAUCCCUACUGCCCAGUUUCGCGUGUUCUCUGCUUCGCAAGUCGAUCAGGCUAUCCACUACGUUCAGACAUGCGGUUUUGAUGUCGUGCUCAAAGCGAGUGGUCUGGCGUCUGGCAAAGGCGUCAUAAUUCCACAAAGCAUCGACGAAGCCAUCACGGGUCUCCGUGAUAUCAUGGUCGAUAAUGUCUUCGGACCAGCAGGCAGUGAAGUCGUCAUUGAGGAAUUACUGACAGGACCUGAACUUUCCGUUUUGGCCUUCGCAGACGGCUACACUAUCACGGCCCUUCCUGCGGCUCAAGAUCAUAAGCGAAUAGGCGAGGGCGAUACGGGCCUGAACACAGGCGGAAUGGGUGCCUACGCGCCUGCUCCUAUCGCUACACCUGCCAUUAUGGAGCAAAUUAUGACGACAGUAUUGAAACCUACGAUCGAUGGGAUGCGAAAGGAGGGUUUUCCUUUCGUCGGAAUGCUCUUUACAGGUCUGAUUCUCACACCGUCCGGACCAAAGGUGCUUGAGUACAACGUGAGAUUCGGCGAUCCAGAGACGGAAGCACUUAUGCUCCUCCUGCGCGACGAUACCGACCUGGCCGCCAUUCUGCUUGCCUGUGUGGAGCGUCGUCUCGACUCUGUCCAGAUCAGCACCAAGCCAGGCUUUGCCGUCGCCGUCGUUCUCGCUUCUCAGGGUUAUCCUGGAAGCUUCGCAAAAGGUAAAGAAAUUACCACAGGUGACCUGCCUUCUGGAGUGGUGGUCUUCCACACCGGAACUCAGAAAUCAAAUGAGAAGGUGGUGACAUCCGGGGGGCGUGUGAUUGCAGUGUCCGCGUACGCACCAACAUUGCGUGAAGCCUUGGAUGCGGCAUACUCCGGAGUAGAGAAGGUGUUCUUCGAGGGAAAAGUCUUCAGAAGAGACAUUGCGCACCGAGCGCUUGCCCAACAACCAGAUGUGGCACCGAAGCUCACCUACGCCCAAGCUGGCGUGUCUGUAGACGCGGGCAACGCGCUAGUAGAGGCAAUUAAGCCUAUGGUACGCGCCACCCGUCGCCCUGGUGCGGAUGCCGAAAUCGGAGGAUUUGGCGGGGCAUUCGAUCUCAAGGCCACUGGGUACACAGAUCCGGUGCUCAUCAGCGGAACCGACGGCGUGGGCACAAAACUCCGAGUGGCCAUGGACGUCGGGAUCCACGAAUUCGUCGGCGUCGACUUGGUCGCAAUGUCCGUCAACGACCUGCUCGUGCAAGGCGCAGAGCCUCUGUACUUCCUGGACUACUACGCGUGCAGCAAGCUCGACGUCACGAUCGCCACCCAGGUCAUCAAGGGCCUCGCCGACGGCUGUCGCGAAGCGGGGUGCGCCCUCAUCGGCGGAGAGACCGCUGAGAUGCCAGGGAUGUACCAAGAGGGCGAUUACGACCUCGCUGGGUUCGGAGUGGGCGUCGUCGAGCGUCACCUGAUUCUACCCCGCCCGGACAUACGCCCGGGGGAUGUCCUGCUCGGCAUCCCGUCGUCGGGCAUUCACUCGAACGGCUUUUCUCUCGUGCGCAAGGUCGUCGCACUGUCGGGGCUGUCGUACUCAAGCCCCUGCCCGUGGGACAAGAGGCUCUCCCUGGGCGAGUCGCUACUCCGGCCGACGAGGAUCUACGUCAGGACGCUGCUUCCCAUCGCGCAGGCGGGGCUUAUCAAGGCGAUGUCACACAUCACCGGCGGCGGGUUCAUCGAGAACAUUCCGCGAAUGCUGCCCAAGGGCCUGGGCUGUUAUAUCGAUGCAUCAACGUGGGACUUGCCCCCAGUCUUCCGAUUCUUGAUGCGUCACGGUGGGGUGGAACCCCUAGAGAUGGCGCGCACCUUCAACAACGGAAUCGGUAUGGUACUCGUCGUCGAAGAGAGCCGCGUGGGCGAGACCAUUCAUGCUCUGCGCGACGCAGGAGAGUCCGUGGUCUACCAAAUUGGUCGUGUGACAGCGCAUAGCGGCGUCGAGAUGCGGAACCUAGAUCGCUGGAGCUCGCAGUACGGCCUGUUGUCAUAA